This is a messenger RNA of Osmia lignaria (orchard mason bee), 2716 nucleotides long. RefSeq lists its product as uncharacterized. The record is from RefSeq and is a predicted model, not a curated record. Lineage: Eukaryota; Metazoa; Arthropoda; Insecta; Hymenoptera; Megachilidae.
UUAUUAACUAUGAUAUUAAAAAUAACUUUUUACUCUUUUUUACUGCUUCUGAAUUAUUGCAAUUACUAUUGUUAAAUUAUAAUGAUAGUAAAAAUUAUGAAAAUAAUUUAUCUCAAACUUAUAAAGACUGAGUUGCUUUUGAAUAGUGAUGAUUGACAUGAUGUCUUUACUAAAAAAUAUAUGUAUAAACGUUUCAAAUUGAAAAAUGUUUUAUGAUAUUAUUUCUUUUGUAUCUCCUGAAAGUAUUUUAUGAAUAAGAGGAGUUGUUUCAGUUAUCAUUAAUGAUGCCAAUUAAUUAAUUGAAUCUCACAUAUUUUACAUACAUUAUUCAUAUGUCAUUUAUUUAACAUUUUUAAUUGCAAGCUAUUUAAUUUUAUCUUAAGUAUUUAAUUAAUGUAAUAUUGAAUAAAAUUAUAACACAUAAUAUGGGGCCUAUAUUUUAAAAAAUGUAUCUACUUAAAUUAUCUUAAUUAUAAUUUAUUAUGUUCUUAAUUAUAAAUGUUUUAUUAUGUGUUAUAAUAAAGUAGAACAGUCAAUAUUACUGAUAUAAUAAAUCCAGAUGCAAAAAAUUUGUGCAAUGUCAAUAAUCAUUGUUACAGUUAGAGCAUUUUACGUGUAUGUUUGCAGCACUAAUGUAAUAUGUAACAUGUUUUUACAUUUUACUUACAAAAUAUAUUGAUUGUAUCAUUCCAAGUAUGUGUAAUUGAUACAAGGGGAGCUAUUUGUACAUAUUCUGUAUGUUUUAAAAGUUUGUAUUACUUAAAAAAGAUUUUAAGCUUUAUAAAAGAGCAUUCAAUUUUAUAAGAACAAUGUGUUUUAUUUAUACUAAAAUUUUGUUUUUCAUAGCUAGAUAACUGAACAAGAAGUACUUACUUGAAAGACAAAAUAAAUUGUAACAGGUAGAUGUUAAGCAAAACUAACAGAUUUUCAUAAAAAUAUUAAAAUGUUAAAUUAUUAUCUUAACUGUUAUGAUAAUGUGAAUAAAUGAACGAUCAGUGAUAAUGAUGUUUUAUAACAUUUUGUCCCUAUUGCUAAAACAUACAUAAUUUGAAAUUUUUCAUUUAUAUCAUCAAAUAUUCUAUAUUUUCAAAAUUAGAUGCAAAAUAAUAAUAUACAAAAUUUGGCAUAUCAGACUUUAAACAAGACAGUAGUGAAUUAAUAUUGUUGCUGUAUAAUCUUUGCCCUCAUUAAGCCUAGCAGAACUACUUGAAAUAAUAACAUCCUGCACAGUGUCACGCUACAUGUUCAAGCACCUUUACAGUUAGUCUCUUUCUAGAGUUUAAAUCAAGUUCAUGAUAUCAAUUCAUUUACGCAAUAAACAUUGUUAUAAUUGUUCAUUACAUAUAUAUGUAUGUUUUAUAAAUAUAUUGUUAUAAAAAAGUAUAGUGUUUAAUUACAUAAAAUGUUUGUAAUAAGUAUGAUACUAUUCAAGAUAUUUUUGCUGAAAUUCAAUUUGGCAGAAUGGAUUGAUAUGCCUGAAUUUUCUGAUGAAACAAAAGUGUACAGAAUAUCUACACCAAAACAAGAUCACUUUCAUAAGUUUACUAAACAAACUACAGAAGACCAGUUUUUGCACGCAUAUCAAAAUGUUACUUAUAAAGAUAUACAAAUAGAGCAAACUACAAAUAAUGACGAUAUUGAACACGUUUUUCAUAAAAUAAAAGGUACUAUUAUUGAACCCAUGAUUCAAACACCUUCCAAGAAAGAAGAAAACGUACAGUUAGAUGAAGCAAUAAUUCCUUUAAUCAAGGAACAAAAAUUAAAGAAAGAGUACUUCAAUGAAUCUUUGAUUUCUACUAAUGAAGAAAUUUUUCAAUAUCUACCAAUGGAUACACUUAAAAGUGUUCAUCAAACUUUAAAAUUACAGCUUACAUCGAGUGAAGGAAAAAUUCAAUUUUUAAAAAUGUUUGAAAAUACAUUAAUCGCUGAAAUAGAAUCUCAACUCACACAAGCUAUAAUAGCUGGUCGACAGAAAAGAGGUGUUGAACACUAUGAUCACGGUUAUGAUAAUGAUCAUGCUGCAGGAUUUCCUUCCAUAGAAGGUGCACUGAUGGCUAUUUCAUUUCUUACAUUUGCAGUAUAUCUUAUUAGAUUAGUCAUGCUUUUAUUUAGGAAUAUAAAUAAUUCUGUGCCGACUACUACAGGUGCAACUUUGCUUCUUGGAAGAAGAAAACGAUCUAUGAACAAAUUUGACGAUGAUCUAGUUAUGAUAUUUAAAAACAUAGAUAAUUUUUCCUUCAGAUCUUAAUUAAUUUAUAUCAUAAUAUAGUAUUAAGUUAUUUCUGUAAUAUAAAAUUAGUUAAGAAAAAGUAAUUAUGUUGAAAUUGUCCCAAGUAAAGGAACCCUUUGUUUAUCCAAUUUUAAUUCAUUUUAGUACAUAUUCUAAAAGUUUUAUUCUACAUAGUUUAUACUUAUAAUUUAGCUGCUACAGGUGAUGGUAAUAUCGAUAAUAAUAUUAUGUUACGAUACGAACCAGGUGGUCUUUGUAAUGAAAGGUCUUGUAAUUGUGUAAGAAUUAGUGCUAAUUGAAUUUUAUCAACGUGGUACAUAUUUUUUUCUUCAGAUGACACCAGAAUACCUUGUAACAGGAGAUUGGAUAUUGUUGUAUUAACUAAAUCAAGUGAUAAAGAAUAUGGAUGCUGUCCCCAUUCUUUGUUUUUAAGAAAUGCUUCUUCUACUUGUUUUUGUGUUUCAAUUAAAAUUGCUUGUACUGUUA